Messenger RNA from Polyodon spathula (Mississippi paddlefish), 3823 nucleotides. RefSeq names its product hepatic leukemia factor-like. Gene Ontology annotation, cellular component: nucleus. Gene Ontology annotation, biological process: regulation of transcription by RNA polymerase II. The transcript has 4 exons. Lineage: Eukaryota; Metazoa; Chordata; Actinopteri; Acipenseriformes; Polyodontidae. The record is from RefSeq and is a predicted model, not a curated record. Gene Ontology annotation, molecular function: DNA-binding transcription factor activity, RNA polymerase II-specific; RNA polymerase II cis-regulatory region sequence-specific DNA binding. The coding region runs from base 246 to 1139 and encodes 297 amino acids.
GGGCUGAGUCUAGCAGGAGGGUUUAACUUGUGUGAAUGUAUUGUUGUAAACAUAUUAGGUGGGAGAGCUGCAGGGGUUGUCUGGGUUUGUUAUUCUGAAUACUGAAUACCAGUCCAGGAUUAUUUAAGAGUUUUCAUUUUUAUAUAUAGGUGCAUAUAUAUACAUACAUACAUUUAAAAAAAAAAAAAAAAACUAUAUAGAUAUAUUUUUUUAAGAAGAUUUUUUUCAUCUGUUCCCUACAAGAGAUGGAGACAAUGGCGAGACCGAUCUCUGUAAACCGAACUUUCUUACCUCUGACGCACGGGGUUCUGAAAUCGUUGCUGGAGAAUCCUCUCAAACUGUCCCUGCACCACGAAGAAGGCUUUUGGAAGGAGAAGGAGAAGGAGUUGAAAUUGGAAGAUGACGGUUCUGGCAGCAAUAUGCCGCAGUCUGCUUUCUUGGGUCCCACGCUGUGGGAUAAGACCCUGCCUUACGAUGGGGACUGCUUUCAGCUGGAAUACAUGGACCUUGAGGAGUUUCUCUCGGAAAACGGGAUCCCGUCCGGCCCCAGCCAGCACAACCAGCACCAGCACCAGCAGCCCGCCCUGCCACUGGCACCCGCACCCCCUCCCACCCCCUCCGUCAUGGACCUCAGCAAUCAGGCGUCCACUUCCGUUCACCAGGCCAUGGGCAACCAGAACUGCAUGCACAGCCCAGGCAGAGCAGUCCUGCCCUCGGCUCGUAACACUCCCAGCCCAGUUGACCCCGACAGCAUUCAGGUGCCCGUGGGCUACGAGCCGGACCCCUCGGACCUGGCCCUCUCCAGCGUCCCGGGACAGGAGGUGUUCGACCCGCGCAAGCGCAAGUUCUCAGAUGAGGAGCUCAAACCGCAGCCCAUGAUCAAGAAGGCGCGCAAGAUCUUCAUUUCUGACGAGAUGAAGCAGGACGACAAAUACUGGGCAAGGCGCAGAAAGAACAACAUGGCGGCCAAGAGGUCGCGCGACGCCCGGAGGCUGAAGGAGAACCAGAUCGCCAUCCGCGCCGGCUUUCUGGAGAAGGAGAACUCAGCGCUGCGGCAGGAGGUGGCAGAGCUGAGGAAAGAGCUGGGCCGCUGCAAGAACGUCCUGUCCAAAUACGAGGCGAGGCACGGCCCCGUGUGAGAGCUUCCUGCCCAAAAUCAGUAGCGCCACCCCAAAACAAACCCGUUGCCUGGCACUCUUACAAAAGAAGAACAAUUCAAAGCCCUGUUUUGGUUUUUUUCUGCAUUUUCACCACCCUUAUAUGUUAAAAGGAUGCCAGUUUGCUUUCUGUUUUUACCUGAACUGAGAACCAUCAGUAGCAAUUCUUUCCACUUCUCAUUCCUGAUCUGUUCUUUCCAGUCUUAAGGGUACACCUCCUUGUAUAUGUUAAGUGCACAAGACCUUUGGGGUUUCAGUGAUUAGAGAGUGCAAGAUUAUAAUUUCUAGCUCGCUUUUUGUUGUAUUUCACUUCUAGCAGGUGAUUAUUUGUCUUUUGUCCUAACAUACUUCUGUACGUGCUGUGAGUUUUAACAAUAGCUACAUAGUAAGAUCCUUACUCACCUGUCUGUGCGUGCUUGUUUGUGUCAGGUGAAGAGGUAGCUCUUCCUAACAUCUCAGUGUGUGUGUGUGUGUGUAUAUAAAAAAAAAAAAUAUAUAUAUAUAGGUUUGCUAUUAAUAGAAAACACAAAGAGUGUUUUGGCACUAUUCAUAGCUCAAGCAAUAAUCCCAGUGUAGUGUAAGGUAUGCGGUGGUCUCAAAAGGUAAAGACUUCGUCUCCCCCUAAGACACACCUAGCAUGCAAGUGUUUGAGGUGAUUGUGCUCAGCAUCAGUGCGCAGAUAGGUGGGGACUUUGGAACCAGCAGUUUGAGAACCUUUUCUUACACUGGUGCAACAUUUAAAACGAAUCUGGUCGAUUUCAUAGCAACUUUUUAAAUGAAUUAUUGUGUUCAUUUUGUAUUAUAGGGCUGUUUUCACUUUAAUGCCUGGAUUGUUUCAAAGAGUGACUUGUUAGGAAUAAAGUCAAGUCUGGUGUGCUGGAGUAUUGAUUACAAACCAUACAAAACUGUCUAAUAAAUAUCACACUUUAUUCUUAAAAAGCUUUGAACAAACAGCCCAUGAGUUGGAGCAUGCUGUAGUUGUUGAUGUUGUUAUUAUUAGUAUUAUUAUUAUUAUUAUUAUUAUUAUUAUGAUUAUUUUAGCAUGGUUUCUUUCCACAGUUGGGUUAAGUCUGAUCUCUCUUGAGUUUUUCAUUUUUCAGAGCAUGAUUUAUAAGUAGAGCAAUCAGACUUUUGAAUUUGUUUUUGUAGCUGUGUGUUUGCCCUCUUUUGGAUGCUAGUGGUGAGAUGCAUGUAAAAAGACAUAUUAAUAUAUAAAUAUGUGGGCUGGUGUUGUCCUGUACUGUGGGUAAUCUAAUCAGCUUGUCAAUCAAUUUGUUUACAAUAAACCAAAAAAAAAAAAAUAUUAUAAAAGAGAGAUUUAAUGUUUAUACAAAGCAAUUAUAUAGGUAAUUUUUUUGACAGUAUUUUUCCAAUACAAAUACUGAGUGUAUUUUAAGAGGCACUAUAUAUAUAUAUAUGUAACUCAAACAAUAGGUAUACUAUUUAAAUAUUAAAUCUAUAAUAUAUAAUCCCAGAUAUUGUACAGAGAGACUUGCUUUCAGCUUGUUGGUUCGCGUGGCAUCUACAAUUCUGCAUUGCAUGGCUCAUCACCAUGAUUCAUAUCAUAUGAAGGGUUCAGACAUUACAAUGAAAAGGCAUGUUUAGAUAGUGAGGCCUUCAGGUCACAAAGGACAGCAGCAAAAUAACAAAGAAUGCAACAUUCAUAGAAACUGAACUGGUACAAAGUAACUUGGGGCAGCUGGGAGAAUUCAAAUCUUUUAACUAGGCAUUAUAGCAGUGCUCGUUUAUGCAAAAGUUUGACUUCUUGUUGGUGAGUUGGUAUUGCUCUGCUUAUUUCCUUUGCUUUCCAGGAGUGAUGUCUAAUGCAGGGCUGUAGUGUCUCACUUCUUGGAGCGGUAAGGUCUUCAGAAAUCUGUAGUUGAUUCUGUUUUCCGAAAACGGAAGGUGAGGAUUGUGAUUGCGAGAUGCAAACUAAUUCUGCUAGGGAAUUGUUUCCUGCCUCAAGACAGUCUGAACAGAGGAUCAUGCCAGAAUGAGUUACCAGUACUCUCCUUGUGAAACCCAUGUUACACCCAGUCCUGGAUUUCACAGUCAGACCCCUGCUAAAUCUACUCUGAGCUGCACUUCUCAUCACGGUAUGAGUAAGUCAGGUCGAAGUCUGUAGGGUUACUAUUUGGAGCUGUUCAGGCUGCUGUAAGGAAGGUAUAAAUAAUUUAACCGGGGUAUGAUUGCACACACCCCUGCGUCCUGAUCAAGUAAAUAAUCCAGCUAAUUGAGGGUAGCUCUGAAACCUGGGACUAGGUGCAGGGCGAGUGUGAGUUUUGUAAUCCCGAUAGCCCUAUCUCGUAUAAAGGAAAUAACUCUGAUUCUGAGUCUGUUCAAGUGCCUUGUAAUUCAGUCAGUCAGUAAUUCAGUGUGAGAGUUGCAUCAUCAAAGCAAACUUGAGUCUUUUACAAAUGGCUUGGAGAGACCCAGAACUUCAGGACUGUCCAGUCUAGCAGUCUCUGACUUUCAUUUUUACCCUUUUAGAGGCUCAAAUAAAAAAAUAUAUAUAUACACACCACUAGACUGCUUCAGCGAGAAGGGUACAUAAAAGAGAAUUUUAGUUUUAUGUGUUGGAUGCUAACCCUGUCCAGCCCAGGUCCUCUUCAUGUCUGUACUUCUUAGUGUUCAACAAUAAACUCUCUACAGUUUCUUCUCUCAAA